This is a messenger RNA of Cajanus cajan (pigeon pea), 3121 nucleotides long. Its product is annotated as dentin sialophosphoprotein, putative (DUF1296). Gene Ontology annotation, molecular function: protein binding. The record is from RefSeq and is a predicted model, not a curated record. NCBI's taxonomy places the organism in Eukaryota, Viridiplantae, Streptophyta, Magnoliopsida, Fabales, Fabaceae.
CGUUUUCAAAACCCUCACUCUGUCGUUCGAAGCCGCUUGCUUUUCUUUUGUGUUCUUCGUCUCUCUCUGUUUCGAUUGCGAACAACAAAACCCUACCCAUCUCUUGUUCUCCCCAGCAACAGCCUCAAGUUUUGUUUUUUCACCGUUGCGUUAGUGUUUUGUUUUCUGGAUCGUGUUCUUCUGGGUUUUGGGUGCAAUGGUCCCUGUUUCCAGAACGGAGGGUGCCACUGGUACUCACUUGCUCUCCGCAAGAGUGCGCAAAACCAUUCAAUCUAUCAAGGAAAUCGUGGGAAAUCAUUCUGAUGCUGAUAUCUAUGUCGCCCUCAAGGAAACCAACAUGGAUCCUAACGAAACCACUCAGAAAUUGCUCAACCAAGAUCCAUUUCAUGAGGUGAAAAGAAGGAGGGACCGAAAGAAGGAGACCCAGAAUGUUGUGAACAAGGGUCCAUCUGACUCGCGAAGGCAGUCUGAGAAUGGCGGCCAAGGAAUGAAAUUUCACACCCCUUCUGAACGUAACGAGAAUGGUAGUCAAGGAAUGAAAUUUCACUCCUCUUCUGAGCGCAAUGUUCGAAGAGCAAACUAUUCUCGGAGUACUUUACCUGGCAUCAGCAGAGAGUUCCGUGUUGUUAGAGACAACAGAGUAAAUCAUAUAUAUAAAGAAGUAAAGCCUCAUCCGCAGCAGCACUCCACAUCCACCACUGAGCAGUUAAUUGUAAACACUUCUGAAAAGGGCUCAUCCACUUCCUCAAAUCAUAGGUCAUCUGGUGCUAGGAAUUCUUAUCAGGCACUAAAUGGUCCUUCUGAUUCACAUGCUAAAUCCCCAAAAGAUGCUGUUGCAAAUAUCAUUGACAGAAAAAUGGCAUCUGAGGAUAAGGAUAAGCAAGGCAUGGUUUCGAAUGCAGCAGGACGGGUGCAACCAAUGAAGCCAAACAACAUCCAUCAACAAAAUUCUGCAUCAGUGGCAUCAACCAGUUCUGCUGUUGGGGUGUAUUCCUCUUCAACAGAUCCAGUUCAUGUGCCCUCUCCUGAUUCUAGAUCAUCAGGUGUUGUUGGAGCAAUUAGGCGUGAAGUUGGGGUUGUUGGUGUUCGGUGGCAGUCUUCAGACAACAAAGUAAAACAAUCAUUUGUUCCUAGUAGCUCUUAUGCUAAUUCCCUUGUGGGAAAAGAUGGUACAUCCGCAGAUUCUUUUCAAUCAGUUGGUGCUGUCUCAAAGACUGAACAAUUUAGUCAAACUAAUGUAACUGAACCCUCAUUAUCUGGUAUGCCAGCUAGCAGACCGUCUCUGAACAACCAGUAUAAUAAUAGGCCACAUCAACAACUUGUGGGACACCAAAGAGUUUCCCAGCAAAAUAAAGAGUGGAAACCUAAAUCAAGCCAGAAGUCAAACAGUAAUAAUCCUGGAGUAAUUGGAACCCCAAAAAAGGCUGCUGCUUCUACUUCACCUCCAGCAGAAAGUUCUGGAGAUAUUGAAUCAGAUACAGCAGAGCUUCAAGAUAAAUUCUCCCAAGCAAAUCUAUAUGAGAACCAAAAUGUUAUUAUAGCACAGCAUAUUCGAGUUCCAGAGACUGAUCGCUGUCGGCUGACCUUUGGUACCAUUGGGACUGAGCUUGAUUCUUCAAGGCUUCAAUCUAAGUAUAACUUAAUAGGAGCUUCCGAAAAAUCAAAUGAGGAAUUGACUGCAAGUUUGACAGUACCUGCUCCGGAGUUGUCCUCUGCUGAUAUUUCUGGGAGCAAACAGGUGGACUUGCGGGAUGACCACAUUAGAAGUUCUGGGUCAGACUCUCCAGCAUCCGGUGCUGCUUCUGAGCAACAAUUGCCUGAUAACAAAGACUCUUCAAACACUCAGAAUCUGGACAACUAUGCCAAUAUUGGAUUGGUACGUGAUAGCAGUCCAUCCUAUGCACCUUCAGAACCACAGCAACAAGAUUCUCAUGAUAUGCCAGGCUUUGCAGCAUACGAUCCUCCAACUGGUUAUGACAUUCCUUAUUUCAGACCCACAAUUGAUGAAACUGUACGAGGGCAGGGUUUGUCAUCUCAGGAGGCUUUGAUCUCCCAUGCAACCAAUAAUACUCCAGCUUCCACAAUCGCCAUGGUACAACAACAGCAACCUCCUGUGCCGCAGAUGUAUCCGCAAGUUCAUGUUUCACACUUUGCUAAUCUUAUGCCAUAUCGUCAGUUUCUGUCACCGGUCUAUGUUCCACCAAUGGCCAUGCCUGGAUAUUCGAGUAAUCCCCCCUAUCCUCACCCAACAAAUGGCAGCAGUUACUUGUUAAUGCCUGGAGGUGGUUCCCAUCUCAAUGCCAAUAACCUCAAAUAUGGAGUUCAACAGUUCAAGCCUGUUCCUGCUGGUAGUCCUACAGGGUUUGGAAAUUUUGCUAAUCCCACUGGAUAUGCCAUGAUAACUCCUGGUGUGGUUGGCGGUGCAACAGCUUUAGAAGAUUCAUCUCGAGUCAAGUACAAAGAUAAUCUUUAUGUCCCAAAUCCUCAGGCUGAGACAUCAGAAAUCUGGUUACAGAAUCCAAGGGAUCUUCCAGGCAUGCAAUCGACUCCUUACUAUAACAUGCCAGGGCAAACACCUCAUGCAGCUUACAUGCCUUCACACACUGGUCAUGCUUCUUUCAAUGCAGCUGCAGCUCAGUCUUCUCACAUGCAGUUUCCUGGCAUGUACCAUACUCCUCCACAGCCUGCUGCCAUGGCUAAUCCUCACCACUUAGGGCCACCAACUAUUGGCAACAAUGUUGGUGUUGGGGUGGCUGCAGCUGCUCCUGGAGCACAGGUUGGUGCAUAUCAGCAGCCCCAAUUGGGCCACAUCAACUGGACAACAAAUUUCUGAAUGCCAUAACAGAAAAAAAGAAAGUGAAUUUAACCCCUAUGUGUACAAGGGACUGACUGAAAGUAGAUAUAGAAGAAGAAAAGUGCCAGUUUUCAUUGUGAAAUGAAUAACUUAUGCUUUAUUUUUUCUCUCUUUUUACAAAUGCAAUGAGGCAUUAAUUUUCAGUCUCCUCUGUUUGCAAUAGGUUUGGGAAUUGUUGAGUUUUGGCUUCAAAAGUUGAAAUCUCAUUUUUCCUAAAAUCCUUUCAGAUAAUGCUGAAAAGCUUUUCCUGAUAUAGGAUAUGCUGUA